This is a messenger RNA of Parathielavia appendiculata, 2022 nucleotides long. Its product is annotated as protein phosphatase 2A regulatory B subunit. The coding region runs from base 1 to 2022 and encodes 673 amino acids. Gene Ontology annotation, biological process: signal transduction. Gene Ontology annotation, cellular component: protein phosphatase type 2A complex. Gene Ontology annotation, molecular function: protein phosphatase regulator activity. Lineage: Eukaryota; Fungi; Ascomycota; Sordariomycetes; Sordariales; Chaetomiaceae. The transcript is spliced from 5 exons. The record is from RefSeq and is a predicted model, not a curated record.
AUGAAGCGUUUCGGCGCCAGAGUCCUUUCUCGGGGCAAGGACUCGAGCAAGUCUUCCAAAAAGAAUAAGGAUUCCAAGGAUGGGACCGCGUCGCCGAAUGCUUCGGCAAGGGAUUCCAACCAGUCCCCCGUCGUGACCCCAUCUUCCUCUACCUCGACCUUGAACGACAUUCGCAACAAGCCACUGCCUCCCAACAGUGCCGCCCAUGCCGAUCACGCCGCGCUCGCUGCUCAGGCCCAGCUGGGCAGCACUGGCGUGAGCCCUAGUGUACCGGACAGAUUUGGUGGUGGCGCUGCUGGGCAGCCCCAGGGCGCUAACGGCGGCAGCACGCCUGCUAGACAUGGGGCCCUACCUCCCACCGUUAUCAUCAGCCCAAGCGCUCCGCACGUACCGCCCCCCGGUGCCCCUGAGACGAUGCCCCACGAUCUUGCCCCGCCGAAGGCCGGCCAAAAGUCCCUGAUGUUCGACCGCUUGCACCAGACGCCCAAGGACGUCCUAGAGGGCCCCAAGACGCCUAGGCGGCAACACUCAUCACGGUUCGAUAUUUCCGCCCACCGGGAGUUGGAAAAGCUUCCCGGAUUUCACGAGGUACCCCCCGGACGUCGGGAAGACCUCUUUAUGAAGAAGAUUGAGCAGUGCAAUGUCAUCUUCGACUUCAAUGACGCCAGCGCCGACAUGAAGUCCAAGGAAAUCAAGCGACUGGCCCUCCAUGAGCUCCUCGAUUACGUCGCCAACAAUCGGCAGGUCAUCACCGAGCCCAUGUACCCGGUCGUUGUUGGCAUGUUCGCCAAGAACCUGUUCCGUCCGAUCCCGCCGCCGAUGAACCCCCAAGGCGAGGCGUUCGACCCGGAAGAGGACGAACCUGUCUUGGAAGUCGCUUGGCCUCAUAUCCAGGUUGUGUACGAGUUCUUCCUCCGAUUCAUCGAGAGCCAAGACUUCAACACGAACAUCGCCAAAGCCUACAUCGACCACAGCUUUGUUCUUCAGCUCCUUGAACUGUUCGAUUCCGAGGACCCCCGCGAGAGGGACUUUUUGAAGACGACCCUGCACCGGAUAUAUGGCAAAUUCCUCAACCUCCGAUCCUUCAUCCGCCGCUCCAUCAACAAUGUCUUCUUCCAGUUCACCUACGAAACUGAGCGGUUCAACGGCAUUGCCGAGCUGCUAGAGAUCCUGGGCUCCAUCAUUAACGGGUUUGCCCUACCUCUUAAAGAGGAACACAAGUUGUUCCUGACAAGGGUCCUGAUCCCUCUGCACAAGGUGAAAAGUUUGAGCAUGUACCAUCCUCAACUCGCAUACUGCAUCGUGCAGUUCCUUGAGAAGGAUGCUUCUCUGACAGAAGAGGUCGUGCUUGGCCUCCUGCGAUAUUGGCCCAAGGUCAAUAGCACGAAAGAGGUCAUGUUUCUCAACGAGGUCGAAGACAUUUUUGAGGUUAUGGAUCCCGCCGAGUUUGCCAAAGUCCAAGAGCCUUUGUUCCACCAGCUCGCAAAAUCCGUGGCGAGUCCGCACUUCCAGGUCGCCGAGAGGGCACUCUACUUCUGGAACAACGAGUAUUUCUGCAACCUGGUCAGCGACAAUGUUGAAAUCAUCCUGCCCAUCAUGUUUGCCCCUCUCUACGAGAACUCCAAGGGCCACUGGAACAGGACAAUUCACGGCAUGGUUUACAACGCCAUGAAAUUGUUCAUGGAGAUCAACCCCCAGCUCUUCGACGAUUGCUCACACGAGUACACGGAGCAGCAAAAUAGCGCUGCGACGAGAGAAGCUCUCCGCCAAAGGAAAUGGGCCGCUAUCCAGGAUCAGGCCAACCGGAGGAAAGCCGUCAACGGCUCGGCUGCGUCCGCCGGGCCACCGCCGUCACGGAUGGCCCCGAGCACGCUGCCGCGCGUCGACGAGAUGCAAACGGCCGAGGAUAACCAGAUGAGGCUCGACUCGCUUAAGCUGCAAGACGUCGACCGCAGGGAUCAUCAUCGACCCGGGAUGCACGACAGACAAAACUCGGUUGGCUCGGCGCGGGGUCAACGGUGA